Carica papaya (papaya) is the source of this 1856-nucleotide messenger RNA. The record is from RefSeq and is a predicted model, not a curated record. Lineage: Eukaryota; Viridiplantae; Streptophyta; Magnoliopsida; Brassicales; Caricaceae.
AAUUUUCUUCCUCUCUUACACAGAAACAGGUAUUUCUGCUUUCUCUCCUACUUCAUGGAAUUACUGAGAAUGGAUUGAGCCGCAUCAAUUUUUCUAUUUUUUUUCCUCUAAAUAAAAACACUAGAGAGAAGGCAAGCGGCAUACGAAAGCAUGAGGCAGUGAGUGGUGGACGAACAUGAAGCAGAAGGUAAUCUCCUUCCCAUUGCUCUGUUUUUUCACUCGGACCAGCAUUUGAUACAUCCUCCUUCGUCACAAUCAACAGCCUAUUGAUCCUUUCGAUCCGCCAUGGCGAAAACGGGUGUAUUCGAUUCCGAUCCGACGGUGAUGGCUAAGGCGACGGAGCUUAAGAAGGAGUUGCAGAAAUUGGUCAGGAUUAUCUCCGACGAUGAGGAUUAUAGUAUCCAAGCCGUCGAUCAAGCCCUGGAAACGCUCUCCGCUUUGAAGGAACUUAAGACGAGAAAGAGGUCCCUCUCCUUGAAGCUACCGGACACGGUUCCCUGCCCGGAGGAGUUUCGUUGCCCGCUUUCCAAUGAGCUAAUGAGAGAUCCUGUCAUUUUGGCCUCUGGUCAGACUUAUGAUCGGCCCUUUAUCCAGAAGUGGCUGACAGCUGGCAACAGAACAUGCCCUAGAACCCAGCAAGUUCCUCACACAAUUCUGACUCCCAAUCACCUAAUAAGGGAGAUGAUUCACAUGGUGCAGAGCCGGGGGGCAUAGAUCUCUGAUUCUGUUCAGCAUAUAUGAGGAUGGUAACACAGAAGUAGAUAGAGACCAUUUUCUUUCCUGCUAGAGAAGAUGUCUUCUACAAUCACUGAACAAAAGGCAGCUGCGAGGGAGCUUCGAUUAUGACGAAGAAGUGCCUUCUUUUAGGGCACUUUUGGAGAGUCUGUUGACAGCAUUCCUCGGUUGCUUGCUCCGCUCUCAGGAAGCAAAUCCCAUAGUGGGAUCCAACGUGAUCUCCAGGAAGAUGUGAUCACAACACUUCUGAAUCUUUCAAUACAUGACAACAACAAGAAGCUUGUUGCUGAAACCCCAGUGGUGGUUCCCCUUCUUAUGGAAGCAUUGAGGUCUGGAACCGUUGAAACAAGAAGCAAUGCUGCCGCAGCUCUUUUUACAUUGUCAGCACUUGAUUCCAACAAAGCACUUAUUGGGAAAGCUGGUGCCUUGCAACCGCUUGUUGAUCUUUUAGAAGAUGGGCAUCCACUGGCAAUGAAAGAUGUUGCUUCGGCAAUGUUUAACUUGUGCAUGAUCCAUGAAAAUAAGGCAAGAGCUGUGAAGGAAGGUGCAGUUAGAGUGAUCCUGAAGAAGAUUACGGAGGGCAUUCAUGUUGACGAAUUAUUAGCCAUCCUUGCUAUGCUUUCAAGUAACCAAAGGGCUAUUGAAGAAAUGGGAGAGCUAGGAGCUGUUCCUUGCUUGCUUAGAAUUAUCAGGGAGAGCAACUGUGAACGCAAUAAAGAGAAUUGCAUUGCAAUCCUCCACACAAUUUUUCUCAGCGAUCGAACCAAGUGGAAGGAAAUGAGAGAAGAGGAGAAUGCCAAUGGAACAAUAUCCAAGCUUGCUCAAGAUGGAACUUCGAGGGCCAAGAGAAAGGCUAAUGGUAUUCUUGAUAGAUUGAAGAGGUCUGUUAAUAUUACAUAUACUGCAUGAGAUGCCAUUCCCAAGCAUCAUCCUCACCAGUUGUAAAUUCUACCUGAUUCCUGAACUGUGGUCAUAUUUUGCAAGUCUGGGCAUGUUAGAAGUCAUCCUGGAUCAAAUCAUUUUUGUAAAUUCUCUUUGCCAGAAUCCCAACUCAGGUUCAUGAGUUUGUCUUUUAUGUGAAUAAAUAUACCGGGAGCUUUAUCAAUGCAAUUUUCUCCUCC